AGUCCUGGAUUUGAUGCCGUCCUUCGGCCAGUAGACUUCUGGCGGUCACACGCCGCACGUUUUUAUCUUGCUUUUUUUAAUCCGCCAGCACAAUGUGGUUGUUGAUGAGCUCGGGACCACCUUAAAGAGCACCUUCCUCUGAUCCACAUUACAGGUGGAUCGUAUAGAUCUAUCGCAUGUGCGGAGAGGGAAGUUUACCUCCACCGACCCGAGGCUAGAGGCGGAUAAUACAACGGCAGUUUAUACGUCAUGAUGCUCUGAGGCCACUGCAUGAGGCCGCCUGGGCGAACAUGAUGGAGGAGGCUGCCAGCCAGCUUGAAAGAGAUCAUGUACACAAUGUCUAUGACAAGAUUGCCCCAUAUUUCAACGACAGCCGCUAUAAAGCCUGGCCGAAGGUACGGCAGUUCCUCCUGGAACUGCAGCCUGGGAGCAUCGUUGCUGACAUUGGUUGUGGUAAUGGUAAGUAUCUCCACAUCAACAAGGACGUGUUCAAGCUGGGGUGUGACGUUUGUCGCCCACUGGUGGAUUUUGCCUGGAGCCAAGGACAUGAGGUCCAGAUGUGCGAUGGGCUGCAUUUGCCUUACAGAGACAGCUGCUUUGAUGCUGUGCUUUCUAUUGCAGUCAUUCAUCAUCUGUCCACCAAAGAGCGUCGUAUUCGAGCAAUAAAGGAGAUGGCUCGCACUCUGCGAGUGGGCGGACGCAUUAUGAUCUACGUGUGGGCCAUGGAGCAGAAAACUAACAACAGCAGCCCAGUGUCUUUAGUCCAGGAGUGUGGCUCUCUGGCUCUACCAGAUCUAGUCUCCUUGCAGGGGGAGGACCUAAAGCAGUCUGGAGAUGAAAAAGAUGGAGGGCUGCUGGGAGAAGAGCUGCAGGAAAGCACACAGAGUCCUCAGGGGAGUGAAGGGCAGGUGGAAGGCUCCUGCUUGAGGUACUACCACGUCUUCAGGGAGGGCGAGCUGGCAGAGCUGAUAGCGAAUCAUGUCGAAGAACUUCAUGUGAAACACACCUACUUUGAUCACGCCAAUUGGUGUGUGGUGGCAGAGAAAGUUCAGGUAUGGAAAAUAUGACCGGAACUUGUCGUAUUUGAGUUCACUUUGCAUCGCCUCUGCCUCAAGUUUUAGCACUGAAUUCCACAUGUGAGAAUAAUGACAUUCUUUUCAUUUAAAUGUGCAAAUGUAGCCAUUGUUGAAGGUCUAGGUAACACUAACAUUCUCCAGUGCUGUAAUUCUCUCAUGAACUAUUUAAAAAUGAGAUUUUUAUCCAUGUAUUUAUUUAUUUAUUUUAUCCUGGAACCAGCUAUAUGUCAGACCUUUUGGAAAGCAGCAAAUAGAUAUUUUAUGGAAGUGUUCAACCGUGGCCGUUACUGUAUGCUGUACCAGAUUUUUUUUAACUAUUUAUUCUUUUUCAAUAAAUCUACAGUGUAUCUUUUAGAGUCAGUGUUUUGUUAUUUAACCCUAGUGGGCUGCAUCACAGCUAUUGAUUUGUAUUUUAAAAUAACAUUUUUUCUCUUUGUGCUUUAAAUAUGAGCAAAAGAGAAAUGUACAAAGCUACAGCAUACUCUUCCCUCUGCUGUUAUCUUUUAAUAUAUUGAUUUCAGUAGAGAAUUCUUUCUUUCUUUGUGUCUGACCGUUUCAAAAUCGCAUGCUGCUUAUCUCUCAUUAAAAGGAGCCAAAUUUGCAGCUAGUAUCAGCUGCGGACUUCUUGGUAACGCUUCCUGUGAAACUGCUCGUGCGUACUUUUUCAUUGCACUCUCAUACAAGUUUAAAAUUGUGCAGAAUCUCUGCCGAAACAUUAGUGCCAUUUUCUUGUUGUUUUACUCUACAAGUGUUCCAGACAACAUGUCGCCAGUGUGUCUGUAUGUGCGCGCCCUUGAUGUAGAUAUUUGCAAUAGUGGCAUUGUGUCUUCUAACAAUUUGGUAUGUCUCAGCAAAUCAGAAAACUGCCUCAUGUACUGUGAAUAAACAUUGCACUCUAUCACAAGUAUAUCGCUGCUUGAUGUCAGUGAAUGACAUAAUAGGUGAGACUUGAAAAACUGUUUAUAUCCAUUGUGGUGCAUUUCUUUAUCUGUAUAGUUUUUGUGGACCAACUAGGUUUGUCUUAAAAGUGGCAAAUGUCUUGUGUGAGCUGAUGUAAAUACUUUGUUUUGGGUUUUUUUUUAUUAAAUUUGUUUUUGUUCA
Neolamprologus brichardi is the source of this 2177-nucleotide messenger RNA. Lineage: Eukaryota; Metazoa; Chordata; Actinopteri; Cichliformes; Cichlidae. The record is from RefSeq and is a predicted model, not a curated record.